UCAUCGGGACUCGCGGGAAGAAGAAGAAUUACCCAAAAUUCUUCAAUCUAGCUAUGGAUUCCGACAUCCUUCUGCUACCAACUGCGUGUUUCCUUACGGCCGGAAUGCCCAGUUGAACUUUUAAAUGGGAAUGACCGAAAUCACAGCCCAUAUUGUAAAUCAUCAAGUAUAUCCGAGCAUACCUAACCUCCGGAUCAAACGCUCUUAUAACUAAACCUAGGUACAUACUCAAAUCUGCAACGUAAAUUACAUCCAACUUAUACUAUUCACGUUACGUAUAUCUUAAGGUCUUUAUUUCUCUAGUCAGCGCAUUGUUUAUUAAUACAUAGCCUCCGAUUCUCUCGUAGUUGUCGGUAAUUAAGCAUAUCCGAUCUAUUCCCAGGAUUAGUUAAGGUCGAUGAAAGACACCGGGUCCGGUGCCGGGCUAGUUGCUUCCGAAUAUUGAACAUCGUAUAUAAAGACCAAGACCAGCUUACCCGGCAACAUUUUAGUCACUUAUAUUAUACAUGUAAUAUGAUGAAUAGUUUACCUCAGCCCAUCAAGAAAUUCCAAUAACAUGCUCCGUAACGUCCCCAGAACCAGGCCCUUGAGGCACACCUCUCUCACCUCCCGAAACCUCGGUCCGUCAAGAGUACUACUACAGAACCACCGCUACUUAAGUUCUAAAUCAGGGUACGACCUAACCCUCAAGAAUCUCAAAAUAGGUAGUCAUACAAGAGUUAUAUUUCAGGGGUUCACAGGGAAACAAGCCACAGCCAACGCUCGUGAGUCUUUAGAAUGGGGCACCAAUAUCUUAGGAGGCGUGACCCCGGGCCGGGAAGGCGAGCACUUAGGCCUGCCCGUAUUUCCUACGGUUCACAAGGCCGUGGAAGCCCUCAGGCCAGACGCGACGGGUAUCUACGUAGCUGCACACCAAGCUGCCAGCGCCAUCGAGGAGGCGAUCGAGGCCGAGGUUCCGCUUAUUGUAGCCGUGGCGGAGCACAUUCCGCUUCAUGACAUCCUUCGAAUUCAUUCUAUAUUGAAAACACAGUCCAAGUGUAGACUAGUCGGCGCAAACUCUCCCGGCAUCAUAUCGGCGGUAGGAAAAUGUAGAAUCGGUUUCCAACCGCUCCCCUGCUUUGAACCUGGCCGGAUAGGAAUUGUAGCAAGAUCAGGAACAUUAAGCUACGAAACCGCUGCUUCUACGCUCAGAUCCGGUCUAGGCCAAAGUAUGUGCAUAGGUGUCGGCGGAGAUAUUCUCCCAGGCACGAGUCUAAAAGAAGGCCUCCAGAUCCUCGUCGAGGACGAGGACACGGAAGGUAUUGCGUUUGUAGGGGAAAUUGGAGGAGAGGCCGAGAUCGAGGCUGCGGAUUGGAUUGGAGAGUACCGAGCUACGACUAAGAACCCAAAACCGAUCGCCGCUCUUGUCGCCGGCGUGAACGCAGUUCCGGGCCGGAUCAUGGGCCAUGCUGGAGCCUUCGCUCUACCCGGCGAGCCGUCUGCACUAGACAAGAUCGAGGCCUUGAAAGCAGCAGGAGCAGCCAUCGUUAAUCAUCCCUCCAGAUUUGGGCCGGUGUUAAAAUCCAUGUUAGACGGUGUGACGCCCACAGGUUCCGGUAUCGCCUCCCCAACCAACGCCUCACAACGGAGGGGAAUACACACUGUAGCCCGCCGCCCUAUUACGCCCCCACGAGUCGCCCAUCACCCUCCUAGAGGCCAAGCACGCAGCAUCUAUCUCCCCCCAAACACCGCCCUCGAUCUCCUCCGCCAACACGGCAUCCCCAUCUCCAAAGACCCAUCCGCCAGCCCCCAGAAACUCCUCGCAGUAACCAUCGACCGAUCUACCAAAACCCCCUGCAUCAUCGCCUCCCCAACCAGCGAAGCCUCCCAAGCCGCCAAAUUCGACUUCGCAAGCAUCUCCACGCCCGCCAUAUCACAACACCUCGACCUCAGCCCCAAAUCCACCGCGCCCCUCCAAGCCCUCCUCACCACGCUAGCCGCACUCUUCGCCUCCAAGGAAGCCUUCCUCCUCGCGACCCACAUCACCACGACCCCCCACGGCGCCAUCCACGUCUCCGCCGCGCAUCUCGGCUUCGACGACGCCGCCUUCCGCAGCUGCGCCCGGCAAGCCGACAUCCACGCGUUGCCGCGCAGCGAGGAUGCGGCGGCGGGAGAAGCUGCGAGCCACGGCAUCGUGUACAUCAAGAUAGACGGGGAAGGCAACAUCGGCACGCUGGUCAAUGGCGCCGGGCUGGCGAUGAACACGGUGGAUGCGCUGGCGGAUGCGGGGGGCCGCGCUGCGAAUUUUCUGGAUACGGGGGGCAAGGCGACUAGUGAGACGGUGAAGAGGAGUUUUGAGGUGAUUUUGACGGAUCCAAGGUGCAUAUUCGUUAAUAUAUUCGGCGGUCUGACUCGUGGUGAUAUGAUCGCCGAGGGCGUGAUUCUGGCCUUCCGCGAUCUGCAGAUGGCGGUGCCCGUGGUAGUGCGCAUCCGCGGGACGAACGAGAAGGAGGGCCAAAGGAUUAUUGCUGAGAGUGGAUUGCCGCUGUUUGCUUUUGACGACUUUGACGAGGCGGCGGCGAAGGCUAUUGAGUUGGCAAAUAAGGGACUUUAG
This is a messenger RNA of Daldinia decipiens, 2593 nucleotides long. Its product is annotated as succinyl-CoA synthetase-like protein. Bases 557 to 2593 code for a protein of 678 amino acids. The record is from RefSeq and is a predicted model, not a curated record. Gene Ontology annotation, molecular function: succinate-CoA ligase (ADP-forming) activity; succinate-CoA ligase (GDP-forming) activity. NCBI's taxonomy places the organism in Eukaryota, Fungi, Ascomycota, Sordariomycetes, Xylariales, Hypoxylaceae. Gene Ontology annotation, biological process: tricarboxylic acid cycle. Gene Ontology annotation, cellular component: mitochondrion; succinate-CoA ligase complex (ADP-forming). The transcript is spliced from 8 exons.